Callithrix jacchus (white-tufted-ear marmoset) is the source of this 2365-nucleotide messenger RNA. It is a transcript of the gene CHORDC1, whose product is annotated as cysteine and histidine rich domain containing 1. Lineage: Eukaryota; Metazoa; Chordata; Mammalia; Primates; Cebidae. The record is from RefSeq and is a predicted model, not a curated record.
AUUCGCGAAGGUUCCUGAAACGCCGCUGAUCGUUUCCGGAAGCCGGCAGUCGCCUUGGUCGUCAGACUAGGGCUAGCUACACGGGAGUGGCCACGGCAUCCUCUUGCCAUUCCCGGCGUUUGGGCCUUGCUUGUGACAGUGGGAAGAGAAAAUGUCCUUGCUGUGCUACAACCGGGGCUGCGGUCAGCGCUUUGAUCCUGAAACCAAUUCCGAUGAGGCUUGCACAUACCACCCAGGUGUUCCAGUCUUUCAUGAUGCCUUAAAGGGUUGGUCGUGCUGUAAGAGAAGAACAACUGAUUUUUCUGAUUUCUUAAGUAUUGUUGGCUGUACAAAAGGUAGACAUAAUAGUGAGAAGCCACCUGAGCCAGUCAAACCUGAAGUCAAGACUACUGAGAAGAAGGAACUAUCUGAUUUGAAACCGAAAUUUCGGGAACACAUCAUUCAAGCCCCUAAGCCAGUAGAAGCUAUAAAAAGGCCAAGCCCAGAUGAACCAAUGACAAAUUUGGAAUUAAAAAUAUCUGCCUCCCUAAAACAAGCACUUGAUAAACUUAAACUGUCUUCAGGGAAUGAAGAAGAUAAGAAAGAAGACAAUGAUGAAAUUAAGAUUGGGACUUCAUGUAAGAAUGGAGGGUGUUCAAAGACAUAUCGGGGUCUAGAGAGUCUAGAAGAAGUCUGUGUAUAUCAUUCUGGAGUACCUAUUUUCCAUGAGGGGAUGAAAUACUGGAGCUGUUGUAGAAGAAAAACUUCUGAUUUUAAUACAUUCUUAGCCCAAGAGGGCUGUACAACAGGGAAACACAUGUGGACUAAAAAGGAUGCUGGGAAGAAAGUUGUUCCAUGUAGACAUGACUGGCAUCAGACUGGAGGUGAAGUUACCAUUUCAGUAUAUGCUAAAAAUUCACUUCCAGAACUUAGUCGAGUAGAAGCAAAUAGCACAUUGUUAAAUGUGCACAUUGUAUUUGAAGGAGAGAAGGAAUUUGAUCAAAAUGUGAAAUUAUGGGGUGUGAUUGAUGUAAAGCGAAGUUAUGUAACUAUGACUGCAACAAAGAUUGAGAUCACUAUGAGAAAAGCUGAACCGAUGCAGUGGGCAAGCCUUGAACUGCCUGCAGCGAAAAAGCAGGAAAAACAAAAAGACGACACAACCGAUUGAGUGGGAGAUGGGAGGAAGGCUAUUACAUAUUUCAGAAUUCUUAAUACUGUGUGAAGUGGUGGCUUGCUGCUGUAAUCUUUUGUUGUUGUGUUACUGAAUCUGGCAUUUCAGGGUUAACAUUAGGUUCUUAAAAGCCAAAGUUAGUCUGUCUUUUUGUGCCUCUCAUCUUUCUUUUGUAUAAUUUAAGAUUGAUUAUUCGUUUCUCCUUAAUGGUAGGAACCACAGUUGUGUCCUAUACUUGAUGAGGCUGGAAAAUAGCCCAUAACCAUACUUACAGUAUUUUUUUUUAUUUCUUUGUUAAGCAGAGAAAUAUUAAGGAACAUGUUUUUACAUCUUUCUAUUUCAUAAUUAGUAAAGCAAGAUGAAAUGUCAAAUUUAGUCAGUUUUUUUCAUGGAUUUGUGUUUUUACAGUACUUGAAAAUAUUUAAGGAAGAGAUGAUGCUCUGCAGUUUUUUUCUAUGUGGGAAUGAUUAAGGAGGAUUAAAUCUGGGAUAGUGUAGUAAGUAAAGGGGAAUAUAUGAAUAGUUUAACAAAUUAGAAUUUGUUUACAACUACAUGAAUUUUUAAAUUACAUCAAAACUUACAUUACUUGCCAAGCAGUAUGAUGUAAGAGUACAGGAAACAUAAAUAAGAAUACAGGGGUAUCAAUCUGGUUAAAAUUCACCAUUGUAUAACACUAAGCAAUAAUCUUAAAAACCUCUUUCCUGAAUAUUUAAAUGUGUUUGUAUGGUGUUAUGACUAAAUUGUUACUGAUUUAUAGAGUAAACCCUCCUAAAACCUUUAGUUAAAUAUAAAAAGAAAUUAUAUAUAUCUGUCUCCCUGAUGGAAAACUAUAUAAAAUUGUAGACUUAAGAAGUUUGUGAAAAUGCGUUAGGAUAUCAGAAAACUAAAUAUAUGGACUUAUUUUAUGACUGUCUAUUACAUGUUAAAUAAAAUAGCUAAAUUCUUUUGGAAUUUUUUUUUUUAAAUAAUUCAUGAAGAGCUUCACAAUUCUAGUGAUACAAUGUGAUUAUAUAUUGUACUUUAUAUUAAAUAUAGGUAACACAGAAUUAGAUUUGUUUGGAUAGGUUUUGAGGCAGUGCAGAGCUCAAGAAGAAAAAUUAGGAAAUACUACGAAUGCCAGAAGUCUGGAAGAACUUAGAAAGUUUGGAAAUAAAUUAAACUUAUAUAGAUUUAACAUGAAAAUAAAAGGGGUUUAUUUCCCAAACCCCUCAAGUC